UCCUGUUCGGGGUGAAACUAUUUAGAUGGCUAACAUUAGCAGCAAAGCUCGAUGUUGAUGACAUGUAAGGGAAUGGCGAAGAGUCAAAUAUUUUGAGAGGACAUUCCAUACAGACGCGGCUUAACAGUUCUUUUAAAGUAAUUUUUCUACCUCUUCAACGACGCAGCGGAUGGCCUACACAGCGUUUAUUGUGGGACCUACAUAAAAAAGACGGCACACUAAUUUGUACCUAUGCAUGAGUAAUGAACUUGAACCCCUUCUGGAGCAUGGCUGCCAAUACAAGUCGCAAGCAGAGAUCUGAUCCUGAGGAACAGAGUGGACAUGGGGAACCAAGAGCCAGCCCCGCCCGGCUGCCAUUUGGCAAAAAGCAGCUUCCAGCCAUCCCUAAGAAUGCAGCGCCCAUAACCAAACCGUCAAUGACAGGAACUCCAGCCCAGUCUGCCAAUGGAACACAUGCCUCCUAUGGCCCUUUUUACUUGGAGUACUCGCUCUUGGCAGAGUUCACACUGGUGAUUAAGCAGAAACUCCCUGGAAUUUAUGUCCAGCCAUCCUACAAGUCAGCACUCAUGUGGUUUGGGGUCAUAUUCAUCAGACAUGGUCUAUACCAGGAUGGUGUCUUCAAGUUCACUGUGUAUAUUCCUGAUAACUACCCAGAUGGAGAGUGUCCAAAACUAGUGUUUGACAUCCCAGUUUUCCAUCCACUCGUGGACCCAGUAUCAGGAGAGCUUGAUGCCAGAAGAGCUUUCACCAAAUGGAGGCGGAAUCACAACCACAUCUGGCAAGUCUUGAUGUAUGCACGUACAGUUUUCUACAAGAUAAACACCAGUGAGCCCCUAAACCCGGAGGCUGCUGUCUUAUAUGAAAAGGAUGUGCACCUGUUCAAAAGCAAAGUGGUGGAUAGUGUGAAACUAUGCAACAGUCAUCUUUUUGAUCAGCCCAAGAUCGACGAUCCCUAUGCAAUAAGUUUUUCUCCGUGGAAUCCAGCUGUUCACGAGGAAGCAAAAGAGCGAAUGUUUGCAUACAGAAGAUGGCCUGAGGAUCUCCACAAGGGACCCCAGGUGUCAGGCCUAUCCUGGGUGAAACCUGGGUCGACGCAGCCCUUCAGCAAAGACGACGGCCCUCCUCAGAGUUGAAAUGGCACCGUCCCUGCAGCGGCCACUAGGGGGAGGCACAAGCAUUGGUAGCCUCAGCUGUUCAUGUGAACUGGAUCCAUGAAAGAGUUGAACUUUUAUAUUAACUCAAUGUUACGACUCAGCUUUAAAAGCUUCUAGGCAUCUCCUUAAACCACAUUAAAGGAAAUGAAGUGUGUAUAAUAUGUAAAUUAAUGACAAAUGGAUGUCUUGGCAAUACUGUUUGGGUUGUGAUACAAUCAAAGAGCUUUGGUCUGCCUUGAUGACUGCGUCAUUAAAGCCGUUUGCAGUAAGAAGGUAAGUGUAGUGGUGAGGAUGAAGUAUGGCACUCAUUAAAGUCGGCUCAGGACUGUUUAUUUGGAAGACUGUCUGUCACAGCUGUGUGAGUGAAACGGUUUCACGGCCACCCCUUAGAUUGACAUUUUUUCAUAUUUGUUCCUUAUUUGAUAAUGAUAUUCUUAAAUUUGUGUAAAAUUGUCUUACAUAGUUCAUAAUAUAUAUUGAGCAGAGAAGGAAAUUUUAAGAGAAGCUAAAUAAAUGUGUAUUUUCAGAUUUUUUUUUUUUUAUUGAAUGUUUCACCAUUUCUACCUAUAGCUAUUGAUUUGCUGUGUAAAUAUCAGAUUGAGAUGUUUUCAGAUGAAGACUUCUUUUUUUUUUUCUUUUUUUUUUUUAAGGUGUUCUUGGAUUUUUCUCAAUCUUAUACUCCCAACCAUGUCAUCUCUUCUUUAUCAGAGAAGGUUCUGCGAGACUGAUCUGAAUAAAAACCAAAAAUG
Thalassophryne amazonica is the source of this 1903-nucleotide messenger RNA. It is a transcript of the gene aktip, whose product is annotated as akt interacting protein. The record is from RefSeq and is a predicted model, not a curated record. The transcript is spliced from 10 exons. NCBI's taxonomy places the organism in Eukaryota, Metazoa, Chordata, Actinopteri, Batrachoidiformes, Batrachoididae. Bases 243 to 1133 code for a protein of 296 amino acids.